AGUUCACCUUCUGCAUAUAUUGUUUACAGCAACAGUAACAAACAAUGGCUGUCAAGUCCCGUUUCCUCUUUGCCACCUCCUCCUCCAUGCUUCUCUUCUCAUUGCUAGUCAUUGCCUCUGCGAAGGAUUAUAGCUCCGGUGCCCCUAGACCUAAGGUUGAUGAGUAUCCAGAACUUCCAAAGGUUGAUGGGUAUCCAGAACUUCCAAAGGUUGAUAUUCCGAACUUACCGAACGCCGGAAAACCGAAACCAGAAGUAUAUGCAAAGCUAAAACCUCAGAUCAUUGGUAUUCAGGGGCUGGUUUUGUGCAAAUCAGGCCUUCAAAGCUUCCCAAUUAAAGGAGCUGUGGUAAGGAUUACAUGUCUGGCUGAGGAUGAACAAGGUUACGAGACCGCUCCUUUCUCCAAACUGAGUGGUGCAACUGAUGCAAAGGGAUACUUCUUCGCAACGUUAUCGCCGUCGCAGCUUGAAGACAAGUGGAAGCUCACAGAGUGCAAGGCGUUCCUCGAUUAUUCUCCAUUGGAAGCCUGCAAAGUCCCUACUGACGUUAACCAUGGAAUUACUGGUCAUCUUCUUUCUUCUUAUCGUGCCCUCAGUGCCAAGAACAUCAAGUUGUACUCGGUUGGGCCUUUCUUUUGCACCUCGGAAACUAAAUCAGUCCCUAACGGCUAUUAAUUAAAGCAUAAUACUCGGAUCCUGACCAGUCAAGCACGACAUUAUAACAACGCCAGGUUUUAAUUAUUUUCUCCAUUUACUAAUUUGAGCUGAAAUAUUUGUUUCUUUAUUGUUGUUGGAUUUGCUUGAUUUCAUUAUUACUGGCAAGAGGUUUUUGUGAUUUACCAUUUGGGAUUAUUUGUAAUAAGAUGCUUUGGUCUAUAUAGAGUUGUUUUUUAAACUCGUGAUAAUUCUUCUU
Malus domestica (apple) is the source of this 912-nucleotide messenger RNA. Its product is annotated as protein SEED AND ROOT HAIR PROTECTIVE PROTEIN-like. Gene Ontology annotation, biological process: response to ethylene. The record is from RefSeq and is a predicted model, not a curated record. Gene Ontology annotation, cellular component: cell periphery. NCBI's taxonomy places the organism in Eukaryota, Viridiplantae, Streptophyta, Magnoliopsida, Rosales, Rosaceae.